Molecule: messenger RNA, 2061 nt
Organism: Mesitornis unicolor (brown roatelo)
Lineage: Eukaryota; Metazoa; Chordata; Aves; Mesitornithiformes; Mesitornithidae
Gene: AVL9
Product: AVL9 homolog (S. cerevisiase)
Exons: 14
Cellular component (GO): cytoplasm
Source: RefSeq, a predicted model, not a curated record
AUACUGUGUUUUUUCAUUUGCCACCGAGAUGUGAGGAUCGAACCACAGUAUAUGGCGUCUCUUGCUAUAGGCAGAUUGAAGCAAAGGCAUUAAAAGUACGGCAAGCAGACAUCACCCGAGAAACAGUACAGAAAAGCGUCUGUGUUCUCAGUCAGCUGCCUUUGUAUGGGUUACUUCAGGCAAAGCUGCAACUCAUUACACAUGCAUAUUUUGAAGAAAAAGACUUCUCGCAAAUUUCAAUUCUAAAGGAACUUUAUGAUCAUAUGAAUAGUUCUUUGGGCAGUACUUUGCUAGAAGGGUCACAAGUUUAUCUUGGUCUGUCUCCUCGGGAUCUUGUUCUUCACUUUAGACACAAGGUCUUGAUCCUGUUUAAAUUGAUUCUUCUAGAGAAAAAGGUGCUGUUUUAUAUUUCUCCAGUAAAUAGAUUGGUGGGAGCUCUGAUGACUGUCCUGUCANACUUUGCAGGUAUGAUUGAACAUGGUCUUACUGACUGCUCACAGUAUAGACCAAGAAAGAGCAUAUCAGAAGAUGUUGGCUUGCAGGAAAAUACAUCACGGUUAGAUGACUCUGUUUCUGUGUCUGCUGCUGAUAUUUCAAAUACAAACUUAGGAAUGGGAAAUGGAGACAGGAGGAUGGCAGGAAACCAUUCACUGGAAGGUCAAAAAGCAAACGUGCCUUUCUGUCAGUCAGAGAAGACUUGCAAUGGAGCUCAGUCCUCCAGUGGUACUGUGCAGCACUUGAAAGUUCCUUCCCACACCUCUCCAGUGUCCUCUGAAAGUGACUGGGAGACCUUAGAUCCUAGCAUUUUGGAGGAGUCUAAUUUGAAGGAAGGAGAACGUGAAAGUACAGCGUCAGAACAGGCUGAAAAACUUCCGGGCAAAGGGAUGAGCUCAGAAAGCCUUCCAAUCACUGUGCAGCCCCAAGCCAAUACAGGACAUGCAGUGCUUGUGCCAGGACUGAUAUCUGGGUUAGAAGAGGACCAGUAUGGUAUGCCACUGGCUAUUUUUACAAAGGGAUACCUUUGUUUGCCGUACAUGGCGCUGCAGCAGCAUCAUCUCCUCUCAGAUGUAACAGUCCGCGGCUUUGUUGCGGGAGCCACCAACAUCCUGUUCCGUCAGCAGAAGUAUCUGAGUGAUGCAGUUGUGGAAAUAGAAGAUGCUCACGUACAAAUUCACGAUCCAGAACUCCGCAAGAUCCUGAACCCAACAACUGCUGACCUCAGAUUUGCAGAUUACUUGGUGAAGCAUGUAACUGAGAACAGAGACGAUGUUUUCCUUGAUGGCACCGGAUGGGAAGGAGGAGAUGAGUGGAUCAGGGCUCAGUUCAGCGCUUAUCUUCAUGCACUGCUUGCUGCUGUGCUGCAGCCAGACAAUGAAAAGACUUUAUCAGACUUUGGAACAGCAUUUGUAGCAGCCUGGAAGAAUACCCACAACUACAGAGUAUGGAAUAGCAACAAGCAUCCGGCUCUGGCAGAGGUAAAUUCCAGCCACCCGUUCCAGGGACAGUACUCUGUAUCAGAUGUUAAGUUAAGAUUGUCACACUCUGUGCAAAACAGUGAACGUGGAAAGAAGAUUGGAAAUGUGAUGGUUUCUACUAGCCGAAAUGUUGUACAAACAGGAAAAGCUGUAGGUCAGUCAGUUGGAGGAGCCUUCACAAGUGCAAAAUCAGCUAUGUCUUCAUGGUUUUCCACUUUUACACAGUCAACUCAAAGCCUUGGGGACUAAAUCAUGGUUUUGCACAAUGCUGCUGAAUAUUUCGGGUGCAAGGCUUUCUCUGAGCUGUAAAAAGACCGCCCCAAGGCAUAGGGGUGGCAGGACCAAAACAAGGUAUAUGUUGCUUACAAGCAGACAUGGAAUGUUAUCGUUCAGUUUCACUGGAAGGGUAGAAGAAUGGUGAGUGUCUCUAUACAAUGGGAUGGCAUUUGCUGUAUAUUGGUUGUAUUUAAAAUUACUACUUUUCUUCAAAACUGAGCCUUUAUAAAGACAUUUACAAACAGGGCUUGUUGCAAGCCAAAUGUGUUUAACUUUAGAUUUGUACAUUUUCUUGGAUGUUGAAAAUAUU